Messenger RNA from Ilex paraguariensis (yerba mate), 672 nucleotides. Lineage: Eukaryota; Viridiplantae; Streptophyta; Magnoliopsida; Aquifoliales; Aquifoliaceae. The record is from the annotation of a GenBank genome assembly.
AUGAUAGUAUUCACCAUCAUAAACGACUGCAAAGAGACAAUUUGGCCAGCCAUUAUCCCAGGAGAGAACUUCAGUGGUGGCGGUUUUGUUCUAAAACCAAGCCAAUCUAUAGUCCUAACAGCUCCAAUCAAUUGGUCAGGUCGAUUAUGGGGACGAACAGGCUGCAACUUUGACAGCAAUGGCAACGGAACGUGCCAAACAGGUAACUGUGGCACAUCCCUCAAGUGUGUCGGCUCAGGCGAAACCCCGGCUUCGCUAGCCGAAUUCACCUUUGCAGCAUUCGAUUUUUAUGAUGUUAGCCUUGUGGAUGGGUUCAAUUUGCCAUUAGCUGUUACGCCAAUUAGUGGUAAAGGAAAUUGUACCAUUGCUGGAUGUACUGGAGAUUUGAGGACUAAUUGCCCAUCCGAGCUCGCAGUCAAGGCCAGGGGGAAGGUUGUUGGGUGUCGGAGUGCAUGCGACGUGUUUAACACUGAUCAGUACUGUUGCAGAGGUGCUUAUGGAAAUUCGGCCGAAUGUCAACCUACAAAUUACUCAAAAAAAUUUAAGGAAGCUUGUCCCAAUGCAUAUAGUUAUGCGUAUGAUGAUCGUAGCAGCAUUUAUACAUGCUUGGCGACGGAUUAUGUCAUCACAUUUUGCUCUUCCAGGUAUGUUUUUAAGGAUAUAUAUAUAUAG